Molecule: messenger RNA, 3802 nt
Organism: Magallana angulata
Lineage: Eukaryota; Metazoa; Mollusca; Bivalvia; Ostreida; Ostreidae
Exons: 7
Coding region: 287-2809 (840 amino acids)
Source: RefSeq, a predicted model, not a curated record
UUCUCUUAGCUCCCUCCUGAAUACCGAUCCCGAUGUCUUGUUUAUCGGGUUCGAUAUUCAGGGAUUCAACUAAUCCACGAAAUUGGGAAGUUGACAACUUCACUCUGAGGUCAAGACUGGCUUAGUCUACAUCUCUCUAAUAUGGGCUAAAUCCUGACAGAUGUAAACUUGAGGAAAUGAAGUGAUCCCUGAAAAUAUAUUGGAGAUGGUAAACAACAGCUAGUAGAGCAGUUCUUUCAAAUGUUGUUGGAACUAGCUGAAACCAAGGAAAAAGACAAAACCUAUAAUGGCUUUCAGAGAAAAAUCUGCCAGUUCUAUUUUGCCUUACACAUGUGUAUACAUUGAUGCAGAAUUUGCAGACAUUUUUGGAGCAGCAUCACGGUGCCUGAAAUGUUGUGGCAACAGAGAACAAGCAGUCCAAGAGCUGAAACAGAUGUGGACCACUCCAACCAAUCAGAACUGUGUACUCCCAUGCCUGUCAGUUAGAACUGGUUUAGACUUGUUUUUACAAGUGAAAAAUUAUCCUCCAGGGUCAGAGGUCAUUAUGUCUGCCAUCAAUAUUCCAGACAUGGUAUACAUCAUUAAACACCACGGACUGAAGGUUGUUCCGUGGGAUGUGGAUAUAGAGAGAACGAGUCCCAAGCUAGAUCAGCUGAAGCCCCUUAUAACAGACAAGACAGUAGCUAUACUAGUAGCUCAUAUAUACGGAAAGUUAGUAGAGAUGGAUAGCAUAAUAGACAUUGCCCGGGAACGCAAUAUAUUCGUCAUAGAGGAUUGUGCCGAGUCUUUCUGUGGAUUUGAUUGGUUAGGAAACCCACGGACAGAUUUAGCUCUUUUUAGUUUUGGUGUGAUUAAACCUUCAACAGCCUUCGGUGGUGCUAUAGCAAAAAUCAGGGAUGAUGAAUUAUUUGAGAAAAUGUCAAGACAAAACUCUGUAUAUCCUGUGCAAAAGCAGAGGGAAUAUUUCAAGAAGUUGACCAAGUAUUUUCUGGUGUACUUGCUAUUGGACUGUCCUCAAGUGGUCAAACCAGCCAUGUGGCUCACACGGACACUCAAUAUAGACCACAAACAAUACAUUAUAAAAAUGUUGAGGGGUUUUCCAAGUGACAUGGUUCUCCGAAUUCGCCAACAGCCAUCUGCUGCCCUUCUGUAUACCCUACUACACAGACUCAAAAACUUCAAGCCAGCGGAGUUCAAAACAUCAAAUAUAAAGGGAGAGUAUGUUCGUGAGCGGCUGCCGGACUGCGUGACACUGGUAGGGGGAGAGUGUUCAGUAAACAAUUACUGGCUUUACCCUAUAUUAGUGGAAAAUCCUGAUACUAUAGUCAAGAUUCUGAAUGCCAUGGGCAUUGAUGCAUAUCGAGGCGCCACGCAGUUGAACAUAAUAGAACCAGAGAAGUGGAACCCCCACCUGGACUACUUUGCCCCCCUGAUUCAUUACUACCCCCAUGAGGCUCGCUAUCUUAUAGACCAUGUUGUGUACUUGCCAGUCAACAAGUCUGUACCGUUCCACGUUCUAGACCAGAUCUGCAAAGGAUUGGAAGUUGCCAUCAAGAUCAGCAGAAAUGGCCGCAGUGUGAGUGUUCGGCCCCACUCCAAGCUCGUGGAAGACAUCUCAGGAAAGGCUCUGGGGAAGAUAAAGAUUGGAACCACAGAUGACACCGGUGUUCACCGACUUAACCGGCUUUACUGCAUGGCCUUUUUCAUUGUACUCACCCUGUUUGCAAGUGCUAAACAGUUUGUCGGGGAACCAAUCUCAUGCUGGUGCCCGGCUCAGUUCAAAAAAUUCCACGUGGCUUACGCAAAUGCUUACUGCUGGAUCAAAAACACUUACCGUGUACCGUUUGAGCAGGUUCUUCCAGAAGAACACAAAGAGCGAGAAGAAAUGGAGAUCAUGUACUAUCAAUGGGUACCUGUCAUCUUUGCAUUUCAAGCUUUUUUGUUCUUUCUUCCCAGAAUGUUUUGGAAGCACUGGAAUGGCUAUUCCGGCUUUGACUUGAAGAAAGUCCUGAAGAUAGCAGAAGAUGCUACCUACGAAAGUCCCGAUGAAAGGAAAGAGAAAGUUGGAUAUUUGGCUAUUUUUGUUGACAGAUGGAUAGACGUGAGAGAUAGUAUUGUAAGUAAAUCAAAAACUAAGACAAAGAUCAAAGCAGCCUGCGCAAACGGAGGAUUUCAUCACGGAAACUUCAUGUCGGUUUUCUACAUCUUCACAGAUUUUCUGUAUUUUGCUAAUUCUCUCGGCCAGAUCUUUCUAUUGGAGGCUAUUUUAGGCAAUAACUUUCUUCGCGUCGGUCCGGACUUUAUCAAAUUAAUGUUUGAAAGUAAGAAAUGGGAAGACAUGUCUCGCUUUCCCCUGGUCACGUAUUGUGACUUCGACAUCAGACAGUUGUCUAACUUACAACGUUGGACCGUACAGUGUUCGCUACCAGUGAACUUGUUCAACGAAAAACUUUUCGUAGUGAUCUGGUUCCUUCUCUUUGGAAUGACUCUCCUCAAUGGACUCCAUUUCAUCUGGAGCGCCAUCAUAUUUUGUCUACCUUGGAGACAACACGAGUAUGUCAAAAAGUACCUAAGUCUGACGGGGCCCAUGUUCUAUAACUCCAGCGGGACUGCCCGACAGAAAGACCUCGUAGACAAGUUCGUGGAGAGGUAUCUUAAGAGAGACGGCGUGUUUGUAAUUUGGAUGGUGUCAGCCAAUACUAGCCAGGUUCUGGCAUCAGAGUUGGUCGAUGCACUGUGGUUAAACUAUUGUAAAAAACCCGCGAUACAGAGUUAUAUGAAUCUCAACGAAGAUGAGAUUCAAUGCUGAUUCCGUUGUUAUGCAAAAUUAUUUUUGUUCAGCGUAAAUAUCCAAAACUAUGCAAUAUACGAUAAGGUUGUGAAUCUUGUGACAUUGCAAUUAAGAUUUUUUGUUUGUCAUUACAAUAAUGUAGCAAAGUGUUGAUAAUCACAGUGUAAGUUUUGCUACAGUAACUCGUUUAGUUAAUGUAAGUAAUCGUGUAUGAGUUGAAUAAAUACUACUUUCGUAUGUUACAAGAUGGUGCUUUUUAAAUGAUAGACAAUCAGUGACAGUGAUCUGGAAGGAACUGACAUGUCUCCAAUUUAUCUCGUCUAAGUCUAGUAUAAACGUAUAUUUUUUUGUUAUAUUUUAAGAUCACAAAGUGCUUCCCGUUGGAAAAUUGUUAUAGCAGCAGCAAUCAAGACAGUUCUAUACUUCGAAAAUGUAUAAAUGUUGAAGACUUAAUACCCACAGCAAUCACACAAAACUUUACAGUUUGGUACUUGUGCAUAUAGUAGUAAAAUUUGAAAUUGCGGUACCGCAAUAUCACCUUAAUAAGAUCUAGAAUUGAUACCUUUACUUAAUCUGAAACUGUUCUUUCUAUAGCUUUCGUGGAAAUUCUGUGUAAAUAGGACACCAAAAACGCCCCCCGCGUAAUUCAAAAUUGCAGCAUAAUCGACCGAAGCUCCAAACAAAUUAAUGCUGUCUAACUAAUUUUAAACGCAUUAUUUUGUUGCAUUGAACAAUCCGUUGGAUUAAAUACAGAUUAUUGAUAAAUAAUGGUCUUCUUCUACACCGGUGCUUGAUGUUUUCUCAAUAUUUUAUUAUAUACUACGCCAUUUUGGAACUUUUAUUUCUUUGUCUAUAUAUAAGUUUACUCCUGUCCAGUGUCUACUAAGUAUUUUUUGUAGUAAAAUGCAAAUAAGUUUCAGUACUGUUAUUUACCACUAUGUUUAUUGUAUAGAAUUGCAUUUGUUCCCUUUAUAUCUUUUUAUUGUUGAAUAAAAUUGGAUUGAAGCUCAC